Dichomitus squalens LYAD-421 SS1 is the source of this 7746-nucleotide messenger RNA. Its product is annotated as ARM repeat-containing protein. Gene Ontology annotation, molecular function: protein kinase regulator activity. Gene Ontology annotation, biological process: regulation of translation; cellular response to amino acid starvation. The transcript has 28 exons. Bases 1 to 7746 code for a protein of 2581 amino acids. The record is from RefSeq and is a predicted model, not a curated record. Gene Ontology annotation, cellular component: cytosol. NCBI's taxonomy places the organism in Eukaryota, Fungi, Basidiomycota, Agaricomycetes, Polyporales, Polyporaceae.
AUGGGCAGAUCUGAGAUAGAAUCUUGGAUAGCUUCCACUCGCUACUCAACAGCCGAUGACGAAGAUUCGACCUCGGGCGGUCCGAGGUGGCGACGAGAAAACAUCUUGGCCGACUGGUCCUGCUCUAUGCUUACCGCACAAACGAAGCUCUUCACAAGUAGCACCAAAUCACGGGUGCAGUUUCUCAGAGAGGAGCUGCUUGUGCUUGCAAAACAUGGAGAUCUCAGCCUCUCUCAGAUGAUGGACAUCUUCAAACUUCUUACCUCAACUUACCCUCGUUAUGUCGAUGCGGAUUCCCGUGAAGCAGUUGAGGCUGUGGGCAUGGCGCUGGUCAGGAGGGACGAGUUGCGCGGCACAUCACAAGGCGAGCCGAAUGAGCAAAAGUUUGGCGUAGUGGAACAGGUUCUGGGUUGGAUGUCGCAGGAGGUUGGGCGAAUCCAGAAGCGUCCGAGCUCCACCGCAGCUGCGGACAUGUUUGUGCUUCACAGCUGGUGCUGUGGGCUAUACGUUACAUGCCUUGGUUGCAACCCGGAUUUCCCCUCGGAUCGCACUUGGCCUGUCUUACUCGGUGUUAUGGCAUCUCUUCUGGAUAUGUUACUCGACCCUUCCACUGGUAGCAAGAAUUCCCUGCAAAAGAGUGCGCUUGUUCGGACAAGACGUGCCUUUCGACAGAGCCCGGAAACCAUCCCAAUUGUCAUCAAAACCCUCCUGAGCUUUACGAAGACCCUGCCGUCUCCGCUAGCGGCUGUGCCGCUAAUUGGCACUGCCAUCAGUGUCCUGCUACGACUGAAGAUCGUCAAGGAUGAGAAGCUGAAGCAGAUCGAUCCGGCGACCAAGAGCGAUAUCAUACAACUGUACGCCACUGCUGUGUUGAUGUCGAGGACGCCUGUCUCCUCGCACAUAUCCGCUGCGCUCCACGAUUUUGUUCAUUCGUCGGUAACGCCGGAAGAUUUCACCGGAACCAUUCUUCCUACUAUGGAGAAGGCCCUUCUGCGGUCACCGGAGAUCACGCUUAGCGUGAUCGCGGAUUUCCUGCCUGCAUAUGCUCAUGCUGUAGAAGGUGACGCGUUCCGUCGUUUGCUCACACCCGCACUGAACAGCGCGAAGUCUUCGAACCACAUCGUUCGGGCGAGCUCAAUAUCCUUGUUCAAAGUGCUUGUACAACGCACUCAGGCCCCGGCUGAUCUCGAGCAUACCGCGAAUGAGCUCCUCAGUCUACCCAAGGUCGGUAAGACCGCCGGCUCAGACCAUCGAUUGACGCUCUACACGAUGCUCGGAGCUGUUCCGCCCGGCGCGGUCUCUGCUUCUAUUGUCGAGACGUCUCUACCCUUGCUGGCGAAGGAGAGCCACGACGGGUCUGUGUCUGUGCUCGCGGCGUCGCUAUCUCCGCACCUCGUUGCGUGCCUCAAGUCGGACGCUGCGCUUCCUGGCAUCUCGAAUUCGGUAGCUGCGAAAGAGAUGUUAAACAGCAAGCCCGUGAUUCGACGGGCGUUCUGCUCUCUUGUCGGCAAUGCGCUCUGGGAGCUUGGGGGCCUCGAGUUUCCUUCUGCGCUUGAGUUCGCAAAGGCAGUCGUGCCGUCCCUCGAAACGAACCUGAAGGCUGUUGCGGCUAAUCCUACUGGCACGGCAGCAGGCCCGCUCGAAGGAUAUGUCGCUGCAGCAAUCCUUCUUGGGCCUCUCUCGCAUAUGAAACAAUUUGAUAGCAUCAUUUCGGGCAACGUGACCCUCCAGUCGCUAUACGUGGCGAGUCCCAAACCAUCAUUCCUCUUGUGGGAGAGGGUCUACCAGAAGCUAGGCUCUGAGGAGGAGGAGACGUGGCUGCUUCGAGCCGCGGAAGCGGUCCUUAAGUUCUUCAGAGACGAAUUUCUCAAACAGGAACAAUCUCGGACAAUGCUGGGAUCCGUCUUUCUCCAUCUAGCCGUCGAGAGCUCAUCGCCGCAAGUUCGACGUGCGGCCCUAAGCACGAUUGAACGCCUUGCCGGUGCGCUGCCAGAACACAUCAACCUCGCUGCGCUUGAAGCAGCGUCCGCAUACCUAUCGAAGGAGAAGGCACAGACGAAGGUAGCCGCGUCGGAUGAACAAGAUCUUUCCUCGAACAAAGAGGCCCGUCUUCCGACCUUCAUGCUUGCGUAUGCUGCCUUUGCCGAGGACUACCCCUUGGAUAUCAAGCAACGACUACUCUGGGAUUGGGUCCUCGUCGCGCACCAUCCCGGGCGAUCCGGUACCAUCCGCCCGGUCUGGAUCGAGCUUUGCCAAAAGGCGCGUGUUGACCCUCACGAGCUCGUCUCCGCGCACACCGACGCGAUCUUGGAUAAAGUCUUCAGCGCAAUCGACGCCUCAGCGAAGCCACUUCCAGGCUUCGCUGAAGCUGGCUACAGGGCGAUCACCACACUGGCCUUCGUCGCUCCGGAAGCCGUCCUGCCGAAGGUGGUCGAGAAGAUAGGUGCUGACAUAAAGGCAGAUGACGUCCAAAGGUUGACAGACGAGGACCUUGGCAUCUGGGGCACUCCCGAGGGCCAGACUUAUAUUGAUGUACUCUCGAACAAGAAGGAAGAAGCGCCACAGAAGAAGGGCAAGGGUUACAAGGACGCACAGUGGGAGGCCGAACUGCGCAGGUCGCUUGCGAACAAGAAGGCGGCAACUACCACCACGCUUAGCAAACAGGACCAGGCGCUCGUCCAGGCUCAGCUCGAGAAGGAGGCUGUUGUGCGGCAACGCGUCAACGGCAUCAAGGCCAAACUUGAACAGGGCCUGCACCUCAUUCGAAGCUUAGUGCUCGCCCACGUUGAGCAGCUUCGGACGUUCAUAUCACCUCUCGCGACUUUGUUGCGCGAAGGAGCUUUCGGGAAGGCCGUUACGCUCGUUGGGCAUGCUUCAUUCGAUACUUACUUGCUGCUCUCGGAGUGCACUUCGGACCGUCUAGAAUCUUACAGGAAGUGGGUCGGCGUUGCAACCCUUAGAAGCUCUGAGGUCGAUGGCGUUCCGGACGACUUCACUAUUGAACCCCUCAACUCGCUCGUUAUUCGAGUCCUCUACCGACUCCGCACUCUGUCUGAGCAGACUCCCUUUGAUGCUGCGACAUUCGGGUAUGCAUCACCGCUUCUCAGCCAAGUCCUCGUGAAGGGUGGCAUCGCCAUCGGUGAGGAAGACGACCCUCUUGAGCAGAUUGCCUUGUCCCUAGACAUCAUCAAGUUCCACUGCGGCGGGUUCUCGGAUGUUGCUUUUCCUCGCACGAGCACGGUUCGCGACCUCAUACACACCAUUCGGAACCAGCCGAAGCUCGCCAAGGAUGCGAAUUCUGCACUUGUCGACAUCGGGCAGGCCAUGCAAGAGAAUGCCACACAUGAAGAGACUGGCGAGCUCCUCCGCGGCACGCUGUACCAAGAAGUUUACGUGAGGACUUCCUGUCUGCAGACCUUGCAGCCGUUUGACCUUACCGACUACGACUGGUCUCCCGAGCUUUGGAUUUCUUGCCACGAUGAGGAUGAACAAAAUGCUCGUCUUGCCAAUCAACUCUGGGAAGACAACGGGCUUGACGUUCCGGAGACGUUCUUGCAGGAUCUUCUCCCAUACUUGGAGCACGACAACGCUUAUGUCCGGUUGUCAUCGGCGUCUGCUCUGGCCAACGCCGUCAUCGAGUACUGGCCAACAUCUAUCAGCAAGGUUCUCUCGGCAUUGCAAGACUUCUACCGUGAGAAGGCCCAAGUCCUCGCGCCUGAAUUUGAUCAAUAUGGUAUGCUCGUCGCGUCGAGUGUGGGUCGAUCGGAUCCUUGGCCCGCACGAGUGGCGCUCGCCCAUACCAUCGAGCUGCUUGCUCCAGCGUUCACCCCCGACGACGUGGAGCCCUUCUUCAGGUUCUUGAUCCAGGACAAGGCGCUCGGCGAUCGUCAUUCAGACGUCCGUCGUAGUAUGCUCCGUUGUGGCACCACAGUAACCGACCUUCAUGGGUCGACUCGUCUGCCUGAGCUCGUCGCUAUGUUCGAAUCGGAGCUUGCCAGCACGGGUGCCGGGACCGAAGAGUCCGACCACAUCAAGGAGGCUGUCGUCAUUCUGAUUGGUCGUAUCGCCAGACAUCUGGACCCAUCCGACGCUCGUCUGCCUGCCAUUGUUGAGAGGUUGGUUGGGGCUCUUAGGACUCCUGCCGAGCAGGUUCAGAUGGCCGUGUCGGAGUGUCUGUCGCCUUUGGUCAUAUUAUCCAAGUCUCCUUCUCAGCUCAUUGACCGCCUUCUGGACGAGCUGUGUAACUCCCCGUCUUACGCUGCUCGCCGUGGAGCUGCAUAUGGCCUCGCUGGUGUCGUCAAGGGAUUGGGUAUCUCUGCUAUCAAGGAAUAUAAGAUCAUGGACCGGCUUCGUGAAGCAACCGACGACAAGACACGGUUUGAGCCCCGCCAGGGAGCAAUGUUCGCCUUCGAGACCUUCGCGAGCACUCUGGGACGUCUAUUCGAGCCAUACGUCAUUCAUGUUCUUCCUCUACUACUCACCUCUUUUGGCGAUGGUACUCCUGACGUCCGCGAAGCAACUCAAGACACUGCCCGUGUUAUCAUGGCCAACAUGUCAGGAUAUGGGCUCAAGACGGUCCUUCCCUCGCUACUCUCCGGUCUAGAUGAGAAGCAGUGGCGCACAAAGAAGGGGUCCAUUGAGCUCCUCGGUAUGAUGGCGUACUGUGCUCCCAAGCAGCUUUCUCAAUCUUUGCCAAUUGUCAUCCCCCGUCUAACGGGAGUCUUGACGGACUCUCAUGCGCAGGUCCGUGCUGCUGCGAACAAGUCCCUCAAGCAGUUUGGCGAGGUCAUCAGCAACCCGGAGAUCCAGUCCCUUGUUCCUGUCUUCCUCAAGGCCAUGGUCGAUCCUGCCAAGACGCCUAACGCUCUGUCUGCGCUGAUCAAGACCUCCUUUAUGCAUUAUAUCGAUCACUCCUCGUUGGCUCUUGUCAUACCAAUCAUUGAACGUGGUCUUCGAGAACGUAGUGCUGAUACCAAAAAGAAGGCUGCUCAGAUCGUGGGCAAUCUCGCGUCGCUCACUGAUUCCAAGGACUUCGUUCCUUAUCUUUCCCGCCUCCUUCCCAUGGUUCACGUUGUUCUAGUAGACCCUGUACCGGAGGCAAGAGCAACGGCGGCAAAGGCUCUCGGUACCCUGGUCGAGCGACUUGGCGAAGUGAACUUCCCGGAUCUCGUUCCUGGUCUGCUGCGCACUCUCAAGACAGAUACCUCCGGUGUAGAUCGGCAAGGAGCGGCUCAGGGUCUCUCUGAGGUGUUGGCAGGUCUUGGGAUGGAGCGCAUGGAGGGCCUUCUCCCCGACAUCAUAACAAAUGCGCAGUCCCCUCGCAGUACAGUCAGAGAAGGCUUCAUGUCCCUGCUCGUCUUCCUUCCUGCUACGUUCGGAGCACGUUUCCAACCUCACCUUCCCAAGAUCAUUCCUCCGAUUCUCAGUGGUCUCUCCGACUCCGACGAUUAUGUACGGGAGGCUGCGAUGCGUGCAGGUCGUAUGGUUGUCACGAACUAUUCUAGCAAGGCGAUCGACCUCCUCCUCCCCGAGCUGGAGCGUGGUAUGUUCGAUGCUGGAUGGCGCAUUCGGCAAUCCUCCAUCACGCUGGUCGGAGAGUUGUUGUUCAAAGUGUCGGGUAUCAGUGGCAAGGCGGAGAUCGAAGAGGACGAAGAGACAGAAGAAACAGCGUUGGCGGAGUCCUCUCGCAAGGCCCUCGUGGAUGUCCUGGGUGUCUCCCGUCGCGAUCGUAUCCUGGCCGCUCUAUACUUGGCUCGCCAAGACGCUGUGAAUGUUGUACGCCAGUCGUCUGCUCACAUUUGGAAAGCAUUGGUGCACAACACACCAAGGACUGUUCGCGAGAUCUUGCCGGAACUCGUCAGGCAAAUCAUAUUUUUGCUCACAAGUGACGAGGGCGAUCAAGCAGAGACCGCUGCUCGUACAGUCACAGAAAUCUGCAGGAAGUCGGGAGAGAAGGUCUUGUCAGAACUGGUCGCCGAGCUUCGCGCUAACUCCAGCUCUUCCGAUCCACGCAAGCGAGAGGGCGUUUGCCUCAUGCUCAGCGAGCUAAUGUUGAGUACAACGGAUAACCAGCGGGAAGGGCAGGAGGACGAGAUCAUCGCAAUGGUUCGUGCAUCUCUGGUAGACGACGAAGGCGACGUCCGUGCGGCCGCAGCCAAGGCAUUCGAUACAUUACAAGAGCACAUCGGUGCCAGGGCGAUUGAUGAGACAAUUCCAACCCUCUUGGAGGCGCUGCGACAACCUGGUCAAAGCUCUGGAACGGCGCUGCAAGCACUCAAGGAAGUUAUGGCAGUCCGCGCGUACACAGUCUUCCCUAUUCUUAUCCCUACCCUCACCGCAAUCCCCAUGUCAGCAUUCAACGCACGUGCACUCGCAUCUCUGGUGUCCGUGGCGGGCGCGGCUCUCAGUAGACGUCUCACGGUGAUUCUUAGUGCUCUUGUUAAGAUGCACGAAGGCACAGAGGUUCAAGGAGACGAAGAGCUGAAAGAAGCUGUCAAUGAGGCCAUCCGUUCCCUGAUGUCGUCUAUUUCUGACGCUGAAGGCCUCAAUACCCUUAUGCUCCUUCUAUUGGAGUGGGCCAAGCACGACUCUGUGAAGCGGCGUGUCAGCAGUUGUGAACUCUUCGCCAUCUUCUGUGACGAGUCGGAACUUGAUUAUUCUCUAUAUCGAGUCGACUGGAUUCGCCAGCUUGUCUCGCUCCUUGAUGACAGGGAAAUCCCCGUACAUACUGCCGCUUGGCAUGCGCUAGAUGUCUUCGUCAAGUCAGUACCCAAGGACGAGCUCGAACCUCUCGUGGUUCCUCUUCGUCGUACUAUCGAGAGCAUGGGUGCCCCUGGAACUUGUGUACCAGGUUUCAGCUUGCCUAAGGGUGUCUCUCCCAUGGUCCCCAUCAUCAUUGCCGGUCUCACCACUGGUAGUAACGAGCAGCGCGAGCAGGCAGCGUAUGCUAUUGGCGACCUUGUGGAGCGUACCGAACAGUCCGCUAUCAAGCCCUUCGUCGUGCCGUUCACUGGACCACUCAUCCGUGUCGCUACUCAGGCAACAACAUAUCCACCAGCAGUCAAGAACGCCAUUCUCAGUGCCCUAACUACAAUGUUGGAGCGCAUCCCGAUCUACGUUAAACCCUUCUUCCCGCAGCUUCAAAGAACCUUCGUCAAGAGUGCCAGCGACCCCGCGAGCUUGGCCGUCCGGAGAAGGGCGGCGCAAGCACUAGGAGUACUCAUGAAGAAUCAGCCUCGCGUGGACCCCGUCGUUAUCGAGCUCGUGACCGGUGCAAAGAGCAACGAAGAUGAUAUUGCGGCAAGCCUGCUGUUUGCCCUUGCACGCGUUAUCCGCAGCGCAGGCAAUAACGUUGGAGAAAGGGCACGCGAAGCAUGCGCGGAGCUUGUUUCGGAAGCCUUCAAGGAGCAGCGUGAAGACUCGUAUCACCGCUCCGUCGCUGCCUUGUUCGCAUCACUCUCAAUCUUUGAUGACCUUGUCAAGCCUAUCGUUUCUACCAAUUUGGUCGCUGGCACCCCACAGUCCGUGCUGGCCUCCCACUGUAUCCUGGCUGUCGUUGCCCCCGAUGAGGAAGACGAUCUGGUCGAGGGGCCCAAUGUCUUCCAAAGGCUCGGUGUGCUGCGUAAGGUAGCACAGAAAGCGCAAGAGAGUGCUGCAAACGAAAAGUCGUCCAUCUCACGUCCGGCUCGCGAAGCCCGGGACGCUCUCAAGGCUUCGGGUGACGAUGCCUUGCAAGGACUGUUCUAG